Ostertagia ostertagi is the source of this 486-nucleotide messenger RNA. Lineage: Eukaryota; Metazoa; Nematoda; Chromadorea; Rhabditida; Trichostrongylidae. The record is from the annotation of a GenBank genome assembly.
AUGGGGCGGAAGUGGUGUAGUGGCAAGUGGUCAGUAAAUUACUCGAACUACACAUUUCAGUUGGUUAGUUCGCGUCCGUACCUUUCGGCUACGCUAUUGGAUCUCUGGAUUUCUGGUUGCUUUGUUCACGCGGUAUUUCUGCUGGUCGUAGAUUUGACGUUGCCCGCGAGAAGGCUCAGAUAUGCGCUUCUCGUGGACGUGGACGAUGAUCAAAGUAGGCCGAGACAGACUGUUUUGAAAAGUGGCAAACCGUAUACUGCAGUGAGGGGAUUCAUGCAAAAAAUUGCCGAAAGAAUGUUCGGUUUUAUACCGUCUGAGGACUCCUCAACGCACGUCAUCUCUAUGCCUCCUGAAUCAGCACUUGUGCAGCGACGAGUUACUACGACUACUCUUGGCGACAGAAAAAAAUUUGCUCUGCUCGCCGUAGCAGCCAGCUAUGCCACUUUCGUUGUCGUUUACUGUGUCAUCUUAUCCUCUAUUGAUUGA